Messenger RNA from Chaetomium globosum CBS 148.51, 465 nucleotides. RefSeq lists its product as uncharacterized. NCBI's taxonomy places the organism in Eukaryota, Fungi, Ascomycota, Sordariomycetes, Sordariales, Chaetomiaceae. Gene Ontology annotation, biological process: RNA splicing. The transcript is spliced from 6 exons. Gene Ontology annotation, cellular component: exon-exon junction complex; nucleus. Bases 1 to 465 code for a protein of 154 amino acids. The record is from RefSeq and is a predicted model, not a curated record.
AUGUCAAACUUGAACGAGCCGUUUUACAUCCGCUACUACUCGGGCCAUCAAGGUCGCUUCGGCCACGAGUUCCUCGAGUUCGAUUUUCGAGUUGUCGGGGAUGGACGUAGCGCCACUGCGCGCUACGCCAACAACUCUAACUACCGGAAUGAUAGUCUGAUUCGGAAAGAGAUGUUUGUGAGCUCCUUGGUUGUCGAUGAGAUCAAGAGAAUCGUGAAGGAAAGCGAGAUAUUGAAGGAGGAUGACGCAAAAUGGCCGACUAAGAACAAGGACGGGAGGCAGGAGUUGGAGAUUCGGGUUGGAAAUGAUCACAUCUCUUUCGAGACGGCGAAGAUUGGUUCGAUCAACGACGUGACGGAGUCUGCGGAUCCGGAAGGUCUCCGUGUCUUCUACUACCUUGUGCAAGAUCUCAAGGCGUUGGUUUUCAGCCUCAUCGCUCUUCACUUCAAGAUUAAGCCAAUCUGA